AUGGCAAAUCCGUCGACAGCGCUCUCUAUAGUGCAGGGCUCAACUGAACAUGCUCUCUGGGAGUUAACACUCGGUCAGCUCGUUGACCAGCAGGCUGAAAAAUUUGGCUGCAAAGACGCCAUCAUAGUCCCAUGGAGCUCCGCUCGCCUGAGCUUUAGCCAUUUGAGCCAGCAGAGCCAGGACUUAGCCAAGGGCCUUUUGGCCAAGGGUGUCGCGAAGGGCGACCGAGUGGCGAUAUUUUCCAGCGAUGAUGAAAGAUUCAUUGAGCUCUUCUUUGCUGUCGGACGAAUCGGGGCCAUUCUCGUGGUCCUUAACAAGACAUACACUGUGCAAGAAUGCGACAGAGCACUUCGAUAUUGCGGUGAGGAUUGUCGAAUUGAAGAACCUAAUAUUCUUUUUCUGGGCGAUAUUGUAAACCAGGCACCAUCCGGGCCACUGGUGCAGCACUUGCGAGUGCACCCAGUCCCAAGCUUAAAGCAUGCUGUCUUGAUACGAUCCGAUACAAGUGUCCAGGAGCAAACAAGCACUUGGGAUGAGAUUCUUCAUGCAGGGCGCCUAGUGGCGAAGUCUACGCUUAAUCAGGCCGAGAGUACUGUUCGUUGCAGGGAGGUGGUCAUUUUCCAAUUCACGAGCGGCACCACCGGGGUACCAAAAGGCGCUAUGCUUAGCCAUUUCAAUGUCAUCAACAAUGCACGCUUCAUAGGUGAGCGUCUGAAUCUGACCACAGAUGAUGUGGUGUGCUGUUCGCCCCCACUAUUCCACUGCUUCGGGCUUGUCGCGGGGAUGUUAGCCUCUCUCAUCCACGGAAGUACUACUGUCUUUCCACAUCGGGAUUUUGAUGCGCGCGCUGUUAUCGAUGCGGUGGUGAAGGAGCGCUGUACAGUACUGCAUGGGGUGCCGACAAUGUUUUCCGCCAUCCUGCAGCAGUUACACCAAACCGGGAUAGAGAUUAGGACACUACGGACUGGUAUAAUCGCUGGAUCCAAGGUACCCCCAAGUCUGCUAAGGGAGGUCCAAGAGAAGCUAGGCUUUCGGGAUAUUGCAAUCACUUAUGGCAUGACCGAGACUUCGCCAGCAAGCUUCAUGACCAGCUCUUCAGAUACCAAACAACAGAAAAUGGAAAGCGUCGGAACGGUGCUCCCGCAUGUGCGAGCAAAGGUGGUUGAUGGCCACAACAGGGUCUUGCCGCGGGGUUCUCGCGGCGAACUUUGCGUAUCUGGUUACCUUCUGCAACAAGGUUACUACAAGAAUCCAGAAAAGACAGCUGAAGCCAUGAUCUGCGAUGAGCAGGGGACAUUGUGGAUGCAUACAGGUGACGAAGCGUUGAUUGACGAGCAAGGAUAUUGCCAAAUCACUGGAAGACUCAAGGAUAUCAUUAUUCGAGGAGGCGAAAAUAUAUAUCCCCUCGAGAUUGAAGAACGGUUGAUAUUACACCCCGCAAUUGAGCAGGCUAGUGUUGUCGGGGUCAAAGAUGAAAAAUACGGCGAGUGUGUCUGUGCCUUCCUUCAGUCACGGCCCGGCCAUGACCGGCCGUCCCUUGCCCAGGUAAAGGACUGGGUGCGCGGAGGACUUGGGCGACACAAAGCUCCAGAAUUCAUAUGGUGGGUUGGGCCGCGUGAUCCAAUCAGCCAAUACCCUGCGACUGGAAGCGGGAAGAUUAGAAAGGACAUCCUGAGAGAGAUGGGAAAUGAGAUGGUUGAACACGCAAGAGCUCUACCAGCUAAGCUGUGA
Molecule: messenger RNA, 1731 nt
Organism: Aspergillus pseudoviridinutans
Lineage: Eukaryota; Fungi; Ascomycota; Eurotiomycetes; Eurotiales; Aspergillaceae
Product: acyl-CoA synthetase member 2 mitochondrial
Exons: 5
Coding region: 1-1731 (576 amino acids)
Biological process (GO): fatty acid metabolic process
Molecular function (GO): medium-chain fatty acid-CoA ligase activity
Source: RefSeq, a predicted model, not a curated record